Messenger RNA from Synchiropus splendidus (mandarinfish), 2074 nucleotides. RefSeq names its product iroquois homeobox 1a (gene irx1a). The transcript has 4 exons. Lineage: Eukaryota; Metazoa; Chordata; Actinopteri; Syngnathiformes; Callionymidae. Gene Ontology annotation, molecular function: RNA polymerase II cis-regulatory region sequence-specific DNA binding; DNA-binding transcription factor activity, RNA polymerase II-specific. Gene Ontology annotation, cellular component: nucleus. The record is from RefSeq and is a predicted model, not a curated record. The coding region runs from base 269 to 1750 and encodes 493 amino acids. Gene Ontology annotation, biological process: regulation of transcription by RNA polymerase II; cell development; neuron differentiation.
UCAAAUUGUAUCUGAGAGAUCAGCCUGGAGACCUCGGGGCCAGGCGCGUCAGUCGGUGCGCAAUUGUUGAUCCGAUCACAUCCAGCGGACUUUAGCUCCACCGAAGCCCAGCGAGGAAGACUUCAACAAGCGCGUCUCCCGACUGCUCCGCCGGCGCUGGCUUUGUCCUGACCGCCCUCUCGGCCCUUUCUCUUUCCUUUCUGUUUUGGCUCCUAUUUUUGCGCACGGUUGGCUGGACCUGUGCGCGGAACUUUGCCACUCGCAGGAGAUGUCUUUCCCCCAGCUCGGCUACCCGCAGUACCUCAGUGCCUCCCAGGCGGUGUACGGCACCGAGAGAGCGGGCGUGCUGACGCCGUCGUCCCGGGGAGGCAGCGCUGAAAUCGGGGGGAGUCCGUCCGCCACGGCGGCUGCAGUCACCUCGGUGCUCGGCAUGUACGCGAACCCGUACGCGCACAACUACAGCGCCUUUUUACCCUACAGCAGCGCGGACCUGGCGCUCUUCUCCCAAAUGGGCUCCCAGUAUGACUUGAAGGACAGUCCUGGGGUCCAUCCUGCCAGCUUCGCUGCCCACACCUCCCCGGCCUUCUACCCAUAUGGCCAGUUCCAGUAUGGGGAUCCGGCCAGGCCCAAGAACGCCACCCGGGAGAGCACCAGCACCCUCAAAGCCUGGCUCAACGAGCACCGCAAGAACCCGUACCCCACCAAGGGCGAGAAGAUCAUGCUGGCCAUCAUCACCAAGAUGACCCUGACGCAGGUCUCCACCUGGUUCGCCAACGCCAGGAGGAGGCUGAAGAAGGAGAACAAGGUGACCUGGGGCAGCAGGAGCAAGGAGGACGGAGAGGACGGGAAUUUGUUCGGCAGUGGAGAUGAAGGCGAGAAGAACGAAGACGAGGAGGAGAUCGAUCUGGAGAGCAUCGACAUUGACAAGAUCGACGACAACGACGGGGAUCAGAGCAACGAGGAUGACGACGAUAAAUCCACGGAGGGGAGCAGGGAGCUGAGGGGCGGUGGCGGCCCGGCAGACCUGGAAACUUUGGAGAAGCGACGGGCCUUCGCGCUACAGGCCCACGAGGCCUUUGACAAGUCCAAGCUCUCACUUCACUCGGGGAGUAAAGACAGCGCGGACAGCAACAACAACACCCGAGUUGUGUCUCCCGACCGGCCCGGCAGCUUCCCCCUCCCGUCCAACAACAAACCCAAAAUCUGGUCUCUUGCCGAGACCGCCACCAGCCCGGACUCCUCGUCGCAGAAGCCCACGUCCCCGUGUGGACCGGCCGCCGCCACGCACGCGUCCACGCCACACCACCAGAUCCAAACCCACCCCGCCUUCCUGCCCAGCCACGGACUAUACACGUGUCAGAUUGGGAAGUUCCACAACUGGACCAACGGGGCUUUUCUGGGCCAGAACUCCCUGCUGAAUGUGAGAUCGUUUCUGGGAGUAAACCAGCAGCAGCACCACCACCACCACCAUCACCACGGCCUGGCGGCCCAGCAGCAGCAGCAGCAGCAGCAGCCGGUGUCGGUGCUGGUGUCACCGGCGGCAGCGCAGAGCAGCGACAGCAAGGCCUCCCCCGAGAGACACAGUCCCAAACACACAGAGCAGGAGAACGGGGUUCGGUCCGUCUCUCCCCCAACACAGAUCCUCAAGUCCUCAUUUCGACCCAUCCACGACAGAUCCACGCUGCCUUCCAGCGCCAGGAGUCCGCAGGACGCCACGCAACGAGUCCUCACUGCCCUCUCGUCGGCCUAAAAGAAGACGUGAACAAGGAAAAAAAUAAAAGAGACAAAACUCCAAACUGCAGUGAGAGAAAAAAAGACGUCGCGAGGAUGGACGGGACUGUUGUUGUGUAGCCUAUAAUCGCGCCUAUAACCUCUAUUUCUCCACUUUGGGACUUUGAUUUGGUAGGACUUUGACUUUACUAUGAUGAUCAUGAUUAUUCGAUUCUUUUGUCGCCAUCGCGUGUUUUCGGGUGUCCAGUCUUUAUUGUAAAUAGCACGGCUGAUGAUUUAAAUGUGUAAAUAGGAAGCGUCGAAGGCAUUUGUCCAGAUGGUCUAUUUUGGCUAAAUAAACCAA